Messenger RNA from Alnus glutinosa, 1220 nucleotides. Its product is annotated as protein SOSEKI 5-like. The coding region runs from base 150 to 1052 and encodes 300 amino acids. The record is from RefSeq and is a predicted model, not a curated record. The transcript is spliced from 3 exons. Lineage: Eukaryota; Viridiplantae; Streptophyta; Magnoliopsida; Fagales; Betulaceae.
AUGGGCAAAACUCAAAAUCCCUUCUUGUUUUAUAGCAGUACUACUGUACUCGUCCCUUUCCACCCACCAUGCUCCAUACUUGUAUCAUUUCCCAGGCCAAGCCCUUAUAAAUGCAUGAACUCCCACUCGUCUCCUAUUGAUAAGCUUGAAUGGCAGCAGAUUCAAGAGGAACGACAGUGAUGUGCAUGCCAAGGCAAUGGCAAGACAGGGAGACUAGUCCCGAGAGAAACAAAAUCUGGUUUGAGCCAAAGCCCAAGGCUACUGAGCAAAAAGUUCCCGUCGUUUACUACCUCUCUCGGAAUGGCCAGCUUGAGCAUCCUCAUUUCAUGGAGGUCCUUCUCUCUUCACCCAAAGGACUCUAUCUUAGAGAUGUGAUGAACAGACUAAAUUUUCUUCGAGGACAAGGCAUGGCCGAUUUGUAUUCUUGGUCUUCAAAACGGAGCUACAGAAAUGGAUUUGUGUGGCAAGACUUGUCCAAGAACGAAUUCAUCUACCCAUGUCACGGCCAUGAAUACGUUCUCAAAGGCUCUCGACUCCUAGAAACUUCUUUGAGCUUUCGAUCCUAUGAAACAGCAGUAUCAUCAUCAACCUCAAACAUUUCCUCGGAGACAAACAGUUCCAGUGUAGAUUCCAAUAUUGCCCCUGUCAUUCCCAGGAAAAAGAAUCAGUCAUGGGGUUCAUAUGACGACCUUCGUGAAUAUCAGGUUUACAAGGCCAAAACUGUCGGAGAGUUUGCCGGAAAAGCCGCUAAUGCAGCGACACAGACUGAGGAUAAGGGGAGGCAAAAAAGAGGGAAAGAUAGUGAAGAAGCUGAAGAUCAGUGUGAAGGGAGUACUGCCAUAACUGGGCUGAGUAGAGAAGAGGAUUCUUUAGCAUUUUCAAAGUCUUUGCAGAGGUCCAUGAAGGUUGAUGGGUCAGCUGAUACAGGAAAUCAAACGGUGGAGAGUGAUCGUCCCGGUGGGGGGAUGAAGCCGUCUACGUUUCUGAUGCAGUUGAUCAGGUGUGGAUCAAGAAGGAUCAGAGAUUCUGAGUUAACAGCAAGUAAGGAUUGAGGGUGUGAUACAUAUACAGGACAAGAUGUAUACAAAUGAUUUGUGGUGCCAUGUAUGGAAUCUGAUAUUGAACUCGCGCGAGAUGAUACGUUAAGAAUAAGUUAGAAUAAUUCUACAUGUCAUAUAAAUAAUCAUCAAAUUAUAAAAGUUACCUCAUUAUUUGAUAAA